Pteronotus mesoamericanus is the source of this 3938-nucleotide messenger RNA. It is a transcript of the gene ATP13A2, whose product is annotated as ATPase cation transporting 13A2. Bases 147 to 3683 code for a protein of 1178 amino acids. Gene Ontology annotation, cellular component: membrane. Gene Ontology annotation, molecular function: ATP binding; P-type ion transporter activity; ATPase-coupled monoatomic cation transmembrane transporter activity. The record is from RefSeq and is a predicted model, not a curated record. Lineage: Eukaryota; Metazoa; Chordata; Mammalia; Chiroptera; Mormoopidae. Gene Ontology annotation, biological process: autophagosome-lysosome fusion; regulation of autophagosome size; transmembrane transport. The transcript is spliced from 29 exons.
GGCGGGGCGGGGCUUGGUGGUGCUCAGAAUCCGACUGCGGCACCUUCCCGGCCGCCAGAAGCAGCAGGUUCACAGGCCGCCUCGCCGCUCCCCUGCCCUCCGCCUCGCGCCCCCGCCGUGGCCGGCGAUGAGCGCGAGGGACCAGCAUGAGCGCAGACAGCAGCCCUCUCGUGGGCAGCACGGCCGCCAGUUAUGGGACCCUGACGAUAGAGACAUCUCUAGAUCCCCUCAGCUCCUCAGUUUCAUCCGUGAGGCUCAGCGGCUACUGUGGGAGUCCAUGGAGGGUUAUAGGCUAUCACGUCGUGGUCUGGAUGAUGGCAGGGAUCCCUUUGCUGCUCUUCCGGUGGAAGCCGGUGUGGGGGGUGCGGCUGCGAUCCCAGCCAUGCAACCUGGCCCGCGCCGAAACACUCGUCAUCGAAAUAAGAGACAAAGAGGGUAGCUCCUGGCAGCUCCACACUGUCCGGGUGCAGACUGAGGCCAUCAGUGGGGGCCGCCUGGAGCUGCCCCCACAGGCCCAGGCGGAGGACGGCCGAAGCCAGGUUGCCGUGGGGGCAGUGCCUGAGGGUGCGUGGAAGGACACCGCCCAGCUCCAGGGCAGUGAAGAGGCAGCAAGUGGACAGCGGCAGGUGCUGCGGUACUACCUCUUCCGGGGCCAGCGAUAUGUCUGGAUAGAGGCCCAGCAGGCCUUCUGCCAAGUCAGCCUGCUGGACCGCGGCCGCACAUGUGACGACAUCCACCGUUCCCGCUCCGGCCUCGGCCUCCAGGACCAAGCCGUGAGGAAGACCAUCUACGGCCCCAACGUGAUCAAUGUACCGGUCAAGUCCUAUCCCCAGCUGCUGGUGGAUGAGGCGCUGAAUCCCUACUACGGGUUCCAGGCCUUCAGCAUCGGGCUGUGGCUGGCCGACCACUACUACUGGUACGCUCUGUGCAUCUUCCUCGUCUCCUCCGUGUCCAUCUGCCUGUCUCUCUACAAGACCAGAAAGCAAAGCCAGACCCUGAGGGACAUGGUCAAGCUGUCCAUGCGGGUGUGUGUGUGCCGGCCUGGGGGAGAGGAGGAGUGGGUGGACUCCAGCGAGCUCGUGCCAGGAGACUGCCUGGUGCUGCCCGAAGAGGGCGGGAUGAUGCCCUGCGACGCCGCCCUGGUGGCUGGCGAGUGCAUGGUCAACGAGAGCGCUCUGACAGGGGAGAGCGUUCCAGUGCUGAAGACGGCCCUGCCGGCAGGGCCAGCGCCCUACUGCCCAGAGACCCACAGGCGACACACACUCUUCUGCGGGACUCUCGUCUUGCAGGGCCGGGCCAUCGUGGGACCCCACGUCCUAGCGGUGGUGACCCGAACAGGGUUCUGCACAGUGAAAGGGGGGCUGGUGAGCUCCAUCUUACAUCCCCGGCCUAUCAACUUCAAGUUCUACAAACACAGCAUGAAGUUUGUGGCUGCCCUUUCCGUUCUGGCUCUCCUCGGCACUAUCUACAGCAUCUUCAUCCUCUGCCGGAACCGGGUGCCUGUGAGGGAAAUUGUGAUCCGGGCUCUGGACCUGGUGACGGUGGUGGUGCCGCCCGCCCUGCCCGCUGCCAUGACCGUGUGCACACUCUACGCCCAGAGCCGGCUGCGCAGCCAGGGCAUCUUCUGCAUCCACCCGCUGCGCAUCAACCUGGGGGGCAAGCUCCGGCUGGUGUGCUUCGACAAGACAGGCACCCUCACUGAGGAUGGCUUGGAUGUGAUGGGUGUGGUGCCCCUGCAGGGGCAGGCCUUCCUGCCACUGGUCCCAGAGCCCCGCCGCCUGCCCACGGGGCCCCUGCUCCGAGCACUGGCCACCUGCCACGCCCUCAGCCGGCUCCAGGACACCCCAGUGGGCGACCCUAUGGACCUCAAGAUGGUGGAAUCUACUGGCUGGGUCCUGGAGGAGGGGCUGGCUGCAGACUCAGCAUGUGGGACCCAGGUCUUAGCAGUGAUGAGGCCUCCCGUCAUGGAGCCCCAGCUGCAGGGUGUGGUGGAGCCCCUGGUGCCGCUCAGCAUCCUUGGCCGCUUCCCCUUCUCAUCGGCCCUGCAGCGCAUGAGCGUGGUGGUGGCGUGGCCAGGGGCCGCUCAGCCCGAAGCCUACGUCAAGGGCUCCCCUGAGCUGGUGGCUGGCCUCUGCAGCCCCGAGACAGUGCCCACCCACUUCGCUGAGGUACUGCAAAGCUAUACUGCCGCUGGCUACCGCGUCGUGGCCCUCGCGGGCAAGCCGCUGCCCAUCACGCCCAGCCUGGAGGCGGCUCAGCGACUGGCCAGGGACACCGUGGAGCAGCAACUGAGCCUCCUGGGGCUGUUGGUCCUGAGGAACCUGCUUAAGCCACAGACCACGGCAGUCAUCCAGGCUCUGCGGAGGACCCACAUCCGCACGGUCAUGGUGACAGGGGACAACCUGCAGACAGCAGUCACUGUGGCCCAGAGCUGCGGCAUGGUGGGCCCCCAGGAGCGCCUGGUCAUCCUCCGUGCCGCUCCCCCUGAGCGGGGCCAGCCUGCCUCCCUCGAGCUCCUGCCAGUGGAGUCCCCUGUGGCCAUGAACGGGGCUAAGGACCCUGACCAGGUCUCAAGCUACACCGUGGAGCCAGACCCCCGAUCCAGCCACCUGGCCCUCAGCGGGUCCACCUUUGGUGUCCUCGUGAAGCACUUCCCCAAGCUACUGCCCAAGGUCCUAGUCCAGGGCACUGUCUUCGCCCGCAUGGCUCCUGAGCAGAAGACAGAGCUGGUGUGUGAGCUGCAGAAGCUCCAGUACUGCGUGGGCAUGUGCGGGGACGGCGCCAACGACUGCGGGGCCCUGAAGGCGGCGGACGUGGGCAUCUCCCUCUCCCAGGCCGAGGCCUCCGUGGUCUCGCCCUUCACCUCGAGCGUGGCCAGCAUCGAGUGUGUGCCCAUGGUCAUCAGGGAAGGCCGCUGUUCCCUCGACACGUCCUUCAGCGUCUUCAAGUACAUGGCCCUGUACAGCCUGACCCAGUUCAUCUCCGUGCUGCUCCUGUACACGAUCAACACCAACCUGGGCGACUUGCAGUUCUUGGCCAUAGACCUGGUCAUCACCACCACAGUGGCCGUGCUCAUGAGCCGCACCGGGCCGGCGCUGGUGCUGGGCCGGGCGCGGCCGCCAGGGGCGCUGCUCAGUGUGCCCGUGCUGAGCAGCCUGCUGCUGCAGGUGGCCCUGGUGGCCGGCGUGCAGCUGGGGGGCUACUUCCUGACGGUGGCCCAGCCCUGGUUCGAGCCUCUGAAUGGGACAGUGCCUGCACCAAACAACCUGCCCAACUAUGAGAACACAGUGGUCUUCUCUCUGUCCAGCUUCCAGUACCUCAUCCUGGCCGCAGCCGUGUCCAAGGGGGCGCCCUUCCGCCAGCCGCUGUACACCAACGUGCCCUUCCUGGUGGCCCUGGCGCUCCUGGCCUCCAUCCUAGUGGGCCUCCUCCUGGUCCCUGGCCUCCUGCGGGGGCCACUGGAGCUAAGGAACAUCAGUGACACCUGCUUCAAACUGCUGCUGCUGGGCCUGGUCGCCUUCAACUUCGUGGGGGCCUUCAUGCUAGAGAGUCUGCUGGACCAGUGCCUCCCCAACUGUCUGCGGUGGCUGCGGCCCAAAGGGGCCUCCAAGAAGCGCUUCAAGCAGCUGGAGCGGGAGCUGGCCGAGCGGCCCUGGCCGCCACCCACUGGGCCCGGGGGAUAGUGCGCCCUGUCUGGCACCCUGGACCCUGGAUCUCCCUUCCUCCAAGCCACCGACUGGGCCCCGUCUCCAGAGACAGUCCCAGCCCUGAGGUUGGCGGCCGUCACACUCCUGCCCCUAGUCUGCCCGGCCCAGCCUUCCUGCCCCCACUUGGGGAAACGCUAACUGUCGUCUCCCUGUUCAGACAUCCCACGUAGAGACAGCAGCCUCCAAGCCACUCAGAGCUGUUGUCAGUGUAGCAAAUAAAAUCACUAUUUU